Molecule: messenger RNA, 1392 nt
Organism: Calypte anna (Anna's hummingbird)
Lineage: Eukaryota; Metazoa; Chordata; Aves; Apodiformes; Trochilidae
Gene: INSM1
Product: INSM transcriptional repressor 1
Biological process (GO): neuron differentiation; negative regulation of transcription by RNA polymerase II; regulation of cell cycle process
Cellular component (GO): nucleus; transcription repressor complex
Molecular function (GO): DNA-binding transcription repressor activity, RNA polymerase II-specific; RNA polymerase II cis-regulatory region sequence-specific DNA binding
Source: RefSeq, a predicted model, not a curated record
AUGGCCCCGGCCCGCUUAAAGGCGGCGGGCGGGCAGGGCCGGGAGCCGGGGCAGCGCCGGAGCACCGCCGGAGCAGCCGCCGGCGCGAAGAUGCCCCGGGGCUUCCUGGUGAAGCGUAGCCGGCGGCCCACCCCCGUCUCCUACCGGGCGCGCUGCUGCCGAGAGGCCGCCGCCGGCCCGCCGCUCCCCUCCGCCGGCCCGCCGGCAGCCUGCCCUGUCGCUCCGCCGCCCGACUCGCCGCCGGUGCCCUUCGGGACGCCCGAUGCCUCCGUGCAGGCGCUGUACAGCCCCACGCGGCCCGUCAGCAGGGACAAGUACCUGGAGCGUGGCUUCAGCCUGGGCUCGCCUGUCUCCGCCGAGUCCUUCCCCGCCCCGGCCGUGCCCGGCACCAUGGACCCGCUCCUCUUCGCCCCGGCCGAGCUCAAGCUCUGGGCCGCCGCCGCCGGCCACGCCGAACCCCCCGCUGGCCCUGGCGGAGCCCCGGCCGCCCCGGCCGCCCCGGCCGCGCCGCCAGCCUCGGGCCGUCCCCCUCCUGCCAAGCGGCCGCCGGGCGCCGGGGAGCCCGGCCGGCAGAAGGCCCCGUCGGGCAAGAAGGCGAAGGCGAUCCGCAAGCUGACCUUCGAGGACGAGGUGACCACCUCGCCCGUGCUGGGGCUGCGCAUCAAGGAGGGCCCGGUGGAGGCGCCGGCCAAGGCGCGGGGCGGCUGCGCCCGGCCGCUGGGCGAGUUCAUCUGCCAGCUUUGCAAGGAGGAGUACGGGGAUCCCUUCGCCCUGGCCCAGCACCGCUGCUCCCGCAUCGUGCGGGUGGAGUACCGCUGCCCCGAGUGCGACAAAGUCUUCUCCUGCCCCGCCAACCUCGCCUCCCACCGUCGCUGGCACAAGCCGCGUCCGCCCGCCGCCAAGGGCGGCCCCGAGACGGGUCGGGCCCCGGCGGAGGAGCCGCCGAAGGAGGCGGGGGGCGGCAGCGGGGGCAGCGGCAGCGAGCGGGACACGCCGAGUCCCGGCGGCGGCUCGGAGGCGGGCUCCGAGGAGGGGCUCUUCGAGUGCCCGCGCUGCGCCAAGCGGUUCCGCCGGCAAGCCUACCUGCGCAAGCACCUGCUGAGCCACCCGGCACCAGCACCGGCAGCCGCCCCCGAGCCCGCUGCCGAGGAGCCACCCGCCCCGCCGCCCGCCGAGUGCCGGCUGUGCCCGGUGUGCGGGGAGACCUUCCCCAGCAAGAGCAGCCAGGAGCGGCACCUCCGCCUGCUGCACGCCGCGCAGGUCUUCCCCUGCAAGUACUGCCCUGCCACCUUCUACAGCUCGCCCGGCCUCACCCGGCACAUCAACAAGUGCCACCCCUCCGAGAACAGGCAGGUCAUCCUGCUCCAGGUGCCGCUCCGCCCCGCCUGCUAG